This is a messenger RNA of Thalassophryne amazonica, 1225 nucleotides long. It is a transcript of the gene twsg1a, whose product is annotated as twisted gastrulation BMP signaling modulator 1a. The coding region runs from base 273 to 944 and encodes 223 amino acids. The transcript is spliced from 5 exons. NCBI's taxonomy places the organism in Eukaryota, Metazoa, Chordata, Actinopteri, Batrachoidiformes, Batrachoididae. The record is from RefSeq and is a predicted model, not a curated record. Gene Ontology annotation, biological process: regulation of BMP signaling pathway.
GUGAAGGAGACACAGCUCGUACGUGCAUGGACGUGAUGUUGCUCCGUGGAGGCUGGUGCAGAAAAGUGAGCUUGUGCCUUUAAGGCGCCCGACUGCUUGCCGCUUUGUGCUGCGCGCACAGACUUUACGCCCCACGGUGGACACCGGAGCGGCGCUGCGAUACCAUCCUGGAGAAGUUCAAAGAGGAUUUCGCUCGCAGGAACCGUGCUGAAGUUCUUCACGGCGUGUGGUCCCUGAGGUUGUGUUUGGCGUUGUGCUGGUGAGCCAUCAGGAUGAGGCCCGGUCAGCCCAUUCUUCCCGCCGCCGUUGCCGCCAUCCUGUUUCUGCUGUCAGGACUGUCGCUGAUCUCUGGCUGUAAUAAAGCCCUCUGCGCCAGCGACGUCAGCAAGUGCCUCAUACAGGAACUGUGCCAGUGCCGCCCUUCUGAUGGGAACUGUUCCUGCUGUAAAGAGUGCAUGCUGUGUCUGGGCAAUCUUUGGGAAGAGUGCUGCGACUGUGUGGGGAUGUGUAAUCCCCGGAACUACAGUGACUCUCCCGCCACGUCCAAGAGCACAGUGGAGGAGCUGCACCGCCCGAUCCCAUCGCUGUUUCGCGCCCUGACAGAAGGCGACGCGCCCAUCAACAUGAUGGUGGUGUCCUUCCCUGUCGCUGAGGAGCUCUCCCAUCACGAGAACCUGGUGUCCUUCCUGGAGUCGCUCGACAACCAACACCAGAAUGUGUCGGUGCCCGGCAACAGCAUCCACACCAGCUACGACUCACAAGAAAACAUGUGCACGGUGGUCUACUUUGAUGACUGCGUGUCUAUCCGUCAGUGCAAACUAUACUGCGAGUCAAUGGGAGGGUCCAAGUACCGCUGGUUCCACAACGCUUGCUGCCAGUGCAUCGGACCCGAGUGCCUGGACUACGGCAGCAAGGCUGUGAAGUGCAUGAAUUGCCUUUUCUGAAAUGCAGGAGCAUGUUGGUACCAAAUGUUUGGACCUUAGCAGAGGACUGCGAGCGGAUGAACCAGUUACGUGUCUGCAUUCCUCAGUUACCUUGUAAAAUAAAACCUCCACCCCUCUGUUCCCUGCCAGUUCUGUUACUCUGCAGCCCCCCCCCCCCCCCCGCUGUAUAUUUAGAUAUGUUUUUAAUAGUGGUUUUUUUUUUACUAGGGGUGUAUGUAAAUAAUGUACUUUUUUACAAAUAUAAAUCCUAAUCUUGUGCCAAAUAAAGAAAUAUUUGAUGA